AUGGCUUCUCUGAUCACCUCCAACCCCCAUCCCCUAUAUUCCUCAGUCUUGGCUUCCUGUGAUGGGUUCAACCUGGAUGUGGAGAAGCCCACCAUAUUCAGAGAGGAUGCAGCCGGUUUUGGGCAGACUGUCGUGCAGUUCGGUGGAUCUCGACUCGUGGUGGGAGCCCCUCUGGAGGUGGUGACGGUCAACCAAACAGGACAGUUGUACGACUGUACAUCUGUUACUGGCACAUGCCAACCCAUCUUGCUGCACAUACCCCCAGAGGCUGUGAACAUGUCCCUCGGCCUGUCCCUUGUGGCUGCCACCAACUCCUCCCAGUUGCUGGCUUGUGGCCCGACUGCGCAGAAAGCUUGUGCAGAGAACAUGUACACAAAAGGCUUCUGCCUCCUGCUGGACUCUGAUUUGCAGUUCAUCCGAGCAGUUCCCAUGGCCCUGCCAGAGUGUCCAGAGCAAGACACAGACAUUGUUUUCCUGAUUGAUGGCUCUGGCAGUAUUGAUGAAAGUGACUUUAGCCAGAUGAAAGAUUUUGUCAAAGCUUUGAUGUUCCAGUUCGAGGGCACCAGCACCAUGUUCUCCCUGAUGCAGUACUCAAACAUUCUGAAGACCCACUUCACCUUCACCAAAUUCUGGAGUAGCUCAAACCCUCAGAGCCUGGUGGAUCCCAUUGUCCAGCUACAAGGCCUGACGUUCACAGCCACGGGCAUACAGCAAGUGGUGAAAGAACUAUUUGAUAGCAAAAAUGGGGCCCGCAAAAGUGCCAAGAAAAUCCUAAUUGUAAUCACGGAUGGGCAGAAGUACAGAGACCCCCUGGAAUACAGUGAUGUCAUCCCCCAGGCCGAGAGAGCUGGCAUCAUCCGCUAUGCCAUUGGGGUGGGAGAUGCUUUCCAGGAACCCACUGCCCUGCAGGAGCUGAACACCAUUGGCUCCACACCCCCACAGGACCAUGUGUUCAAGGUGGACAACUUUGCAGCACUUGGCAGCAUCCAGAAGAAGCUUCAGGAGAAGAUCUUUGCCAUCGAGGGAACCCAAUCAAGGACAAGUCGCUCCUUUCAGCAUGAGAUGGCACAAGAAGGUUUCAGUUCGGCUCUUACAAUGGAUGGACCAGUUCUGGGGGCUGUGGGAAGCUUCAGCUGGUCUGGAGGUGUCUUCCUGUAUCCUCCAAAUAUGAGACCCACCUUCAUCAACAUGUCUCAGGAGAAUGUGGACAUGAGGGAUGCUUACCUGGGUUACUCCACUGAGCUGGCCUUUUGGAAGGGGGUCUACAGCCUGGUCCUAGGGGCCCCUCGCCACCAGCACACCGGGAAGGCUGUCAUCUUUACCCAGGAAUCCAGGCAGUGGAGGCCAAAAUCUGAAGUCAGAGGGACUCAGAUUGGCUCCUACUUUGGGGCCUCCCUUUGCUCUGUGGACAUGGACAGAGAUGGCAACACAGACCUGGUCCUGAUUGGGGCCCCCCAUUACUAUGAGCAGAACCGAGGGGGCCAGGUGUCUGUGUGCCCCAUGCCCAGGGGGAGGAGCAGGUGGCAGUGUGAGGCCACUCUCCAUGGGGAGCAGGGCCAUCCUUGGGGCCGCUUUGGGGCGGCUCUGACAGUGCUGGGGGAUGUGAAUGGGGACAGCCUGACAGAUGUGGCUGUCGGUGCACCUGGAGAGCAGGAGAACCGGGGUGCUGUCUACAUAUUUCAUGGAGCCUCAAAACUGGUCAUCGGUCCCUCGCCCAGCCAGCGGGUCACUGGCUCCCAGCUCUCCUCCAGGCUCCAGUAUUUUGGGCAAUCACUAAGUGGGGGUCAGGACUUCACCCAGGAUGGACUGGUGGACCUGGCUGUGGGAGCCCAGGGGCAGGUACUGCUGCUCAGGAGUCUGCCUGUGCUGAAAGUGGGGAUAUCCAUGAGGUUUGCCCCUGUGGAAGUGCCAAAGGCUGUGUACCAAUGCUGGAAAGAGGUGCCCACCAUCUUGGAAGCUGGGGAGGCCACAGUCUGUCUCACCAUCUACAAAGGCUCACCUGACCAGUUAGGUGACAUCCAGAGCUCUGUCAGGUAUGAUCUGGCAUUGGAUCCAGGCCGUCUGAUUUCUCGUGCCAUUUUUGACGAGACCAAGAACUGGACUUUGACUCGAAGAAAAACUCUGGGGCUGGGAGAUCACUGUGAAACAGUGAAGCUGCUUUUGCCAGACUGUGUGGAGGAUAUGAUGAAUCCCAUCAUCCUGCGCCUCAACUUCUCCUUGGUGGGUGACCCUGCCUCAUGCAGGAACCUGUGUCCUGUGCUGGAUGUGGGCUCACAAGGCCUCGUCACAGCUUCUCUCCCCUUUGAGAAGAACUGUAGGCAAGAUGACCUUUGUGAAGGGGACCUAGGCAUCAACUUUAGCUUCUCGGGCCUGCAGACCUUGGUGGUAGGAAGCUCCGUGGAGCUCAAUGUGACAGUCACUGUGUGGAACGAGGGGGAGGACUGCUAUGGAACUGUAGUCAAAUUCUACUACCCAGCAGGACUGUCUUACCGACAGGUGUCAAAGGCACAGCAAGCUCAUCCGCACCCCCUGCAUCUGGCCUGUGAGGCAGAGCCCACAGAGGAUGUGGGCCUGAAGAGCAGCAGCUGUAGCAUUAAUCACCCUGUCUUCCGAGAAGGUGCUAAGAGCACCUUCAUAAUCACAUUUGAUGUCUCCUACAAGGCCACCCUGGGAGACAGGUUGCUUAUGUGGGCCAAUGCAAGCAGUGAGAAUAAUAAGCCUGGAACCAACAAGACUACCUUCGAGCUGGAGCUCCCAGUGAAAUACAUGGUGUACACGGUUAUCAGCAGGCAGGAAGACUCCACCAAGUAUUUCAACUUUUCAUCUUCUGAUGAGAAGAACAGGAAAGAGGCCAAACAUCGAUACCGAGUGAAUAACCUGAGUCAGAGGGAGCUGGCUGUUAGUGUUAACUUCUGGGUUCCCAUCAUGCUGAACAGUGUGGUUGUGUGGGAUGUGGCUGUGAGGACCCCAUCACAGGAUGUUCUCUGUACAUCACAGAGGAAACCUCCCCAGCAUUCUGACUUCCUGACUCAAAUUCAAAGGAAUUCUGUUCUGGACUGUUCCAUCGCUGACUGCCUGUGGCUCCGCUGUGGCAUCCCCUCCCUGGGCAGCCAGGAGGAGCUUGACUUCAUUCUGAAGGGCAACCUCAGCUUCAGCUGGGUCAGCCAGACAUUGCAGAAGAAGGUGUUGGUCAUGAGUGUGGCUGAAAUCAGUUUCAACACAUCUGUAUAUUCCCAGAUUCCAGGACAGGAGGCAUUCCUGAGAGCCCAGGUGGAGAUGGUGCUAGAAGAAUACGAGGUCUAUGAUCCCAUCUUCCUCUUGGUGGGCAGCUCAGUGGGAGGUCUACUGUUGCUGGCUCUCAUCACAGCCAUACUGUACAAGCUUGGCUUCUUCAAGCGUCAGUACAAAGAAAUGCUGGAUGGCAAGCCUGCAGACCCUGCCACAGCCGGUGGGGAGGACUUCAGUCGUGAGGCCCCACUUCUGCCUACACCCGAGUAAUCCACUUUCCUGUUUAUCUCUACCACCAAGAGCUGGUCUUGUUUAUGCCUAUCAGUCCACUGCCAUGAAAACAACUUCUCACGGGUCAGUAGUGGCCUGGGCAGCCUAUCAGAUGCUGGGCCAUACUUCCUGAGUUAAAGAUUUGGAUGUUUUUACCUAGGUGUCAAACUUCUUCAGUGCUAAUCUACUUUUUGGAGGAGCAGGCAUGGUGCUGGCAUAAAAUUUCAUAUGAAUAAGAAUUAUCACACAUUAUGAGCUAGGUGAAUAUACUCAAUGUACAAUAUUUUUAAACAAA
Messenger RNA from Nannospalax galili (Upper Galilee mountains blind mole rat), 3793 nucleotides. It is a transcript of the gene Itgad, whose product is annotated as integrin subunit alpha D. Gene Ontology annotation, cellular component: external side of plasma membrane; integrin complex. The transcript is spliced from 29 exons. The coding region runs from base 1 to 3498 and encodes 1165 amino acids. Gene Ontology annotation, molecular function: integrin binding. The record is from RefSeq and is a predicted model, not a curated record. NCBI's taxonomy places the organism in Eukaryota, Metazoa, Chordata, Mammalia, Rodentia, Spalacidae. Gene Ontology annotation, biological process: cell-matrix adhesion; cell-cell adhesion; integrin-mediated signaling pathway.